UGGGUGCAUCAUCGAGAACAAGCCAGCCUAUAUCGUGAUGUUACUUUAGUCAAAGAUGUUUUAAACGAAGACAUUUUUUUUUAAUUCCGAGCAAACAAACUGUAAAACUGUUACGGUAAGAAAUGGUAUUGAUAAAAACGGAGUAGGCCUCAAAAACAGAACGAUACUAUAGUCAUGUUGCGCUUUUGUUAGUGCAAAUGCAUUUUUCAAUGGUUAUAGUCAAAAUGAUGUUAAUUUUUAUUUUCUUUGCGCGCAUAAUUUAAACAUUACGGUACAAUCGGACAAUAAUAAAGACUGGAGGGGCUGGGCCAAGUUUUCGUCUGAAAGUUUCGCGAGUGUGGUUACCCUACAACCGUGACUCUAGCGUUUUUGGUGCAAGGGUCCCAACCAUACCUGAAAAAGAGACAAUGAUUUUACAAAAACUGUGGAUUUAUCUCUCCAUUGGAUGUCUUUUCUUUGGCCAGAUUUUAACCGUUUUCGUCAUUCGCGUUCUUUAUUUGGUUUGGCCAGCUCUGGCCAAAAAACUUGUGCUUAAAAUGGGCGAGCAGUGCACCAUGACCCAAAAUCCCAAAUUCAGGUUUGAAGAUUGGGGUCCUUCGUUUACGUCGUUAACCUCCCUCAAAAUUAUAUUCAAUCACCUUUGGCUCUCUCUUGGUCAAGAAGCUUUUGUGGGUUGGGACGCUCCAGACUCACAGGUUGUUACUUUGGAGGGCAAUACAUCAACCAUACUGAAGCACUUGAAUGGGAACAGACCACUUGUUCUGAGUUUCGGAAGUUGUACCUGACCCCCAUUUCUGUUCAAACUUGAUGAGUUCAAGGAACUUGUCAAGGACUACAGAGAUGUGGCAGACUUCCUAGUUGUCUACAUCGCUGAAGCUCACGCAACUGACGGUUGGGCAUUCGUUAACAACGUAGAAAUCAAGCGACACCAGACGCUGGGCGACAGGCUGGUGGCUGCCCAGACUCUAGUGGACCUUGAGCCAGGCUGUCCGGUGGUGGUGGACGACAUGAGCGACGUCACCGCCUGCAAGUACGGCUCUCUCCCCGAGAGGCUGUAUGUACUGCAGGCCGGCAAGGUGGUCUAUAAGGGCAGUAAAGGACCUUGGGGAUACUACCCGUCUGAGGUUCGAACCUUCCUGGAGAAGAUGAAUUAGACACACACACACACACACACACACACACACACACACACACACACACACACACACACACACACACACACACACACACACACACACACACACACACACACACACGAUGUGUUCAAUGUUUUUAUGAAUGAAAACUAUGGAUUAAACCCCAUGCGGUGUCUGUAGUCUGAAAAAUGUGAAAAAGAACACAGUCCAAUCAGACCAGCUAUUGAUUUUAUAUCCGCCUGACUUUCUGCCUCAUCUCUGGCUUUGGCUCAGGUUUGUUAAGUACUCACUUUGCACCACAACUCUAAUGAUGAUCUGUAAUUUACCACUUUGUAAUAGUUUUCUGUUAUGUCUCCAAGUAGGCUAUUCAUUCCAUGCUUUUAAGUAAGACAGCUUUCUUUAUGACGGUUAUAGUGUAAACCUCUGGUGACUGUAAUUUGAUGGCUAUUGAAAUUUGUCUUGCCUUGAAAGUGAAGUGGAGCCUUAAGACUUUGGUUACAGCUCAAACCUAUGCAUGUUCACGGAUUAAGUCAUGACCUACUCAAACACUUAAUCAAAUAUACCUUGUUAAACAUUAAUCAGCAAAAGUCUGCUUGACGUCCGAGCAAAUAAAUGUUAAUGUUUGGAUGUGUUUGUUUGCACGCCCUAAUAAAGGACAGGGUGGACCUGCUGGUUCACAAUCA
Messenger RNA from Gadus morhua (Atlantic cod), 1819 nucleotides. It is a transcript of the gene dio1, whose product is annotated as iodothyronine deiodinase 1. Gene Ontology annotation, biological process: thyroid hormone metabolic process. Gene Ontology annotation, molecular function: thyroxine 5'-deiodinase activity. The transcript has 4 exons. The record is from RefSeq and is a predicted model, not a curated record. NCBI's taxonomy places the organism in Eukaryota, Metazoa, Chordata, Actinopteri, Gadiformes, Gadidae.